Armigeres subalbatus is the source of this 1350-nucleotide messenger RNA. RefSeq names its product carboxypeptidase B1-like. NCBI's taxonomy places the organism in Eukaryota, Metazoa, Arthropoda, Insecta, Diptera, Culicidae. The coding region runs from base 87 to 1325 and encodes 412 amino acids. Gene Ontology annotation, molecular function: metallocarboxypeptidase activity; zinc ion binding. Gene Ontology annotation, biological process: proteolysis. The transcript has 3 exons. The record is from RefSeq and is a predicted model, not a curated record.
AUUAUCGCUAGUCUUAUUUCGUGCACCGAUUGCAUCGCUUGUCGUGUGCAAUUUUCGUAAUCACUCGCAGCAGAUCAGAUUGGAAAAUGAUUCCAAGGAUAAUUGUGCCUUUGUUAGCAGUGCUGGCCGUCGUAGCUGCCCGGCGAUCGUAUGAAGGGUACAAGGUGUACGGAGUGGUACAAGAAACAGCAGAAGAAGCAGAAAUUCUUCAUCAGAUCCAGCUGGCGAACCCGGAUUUGGACUUCUGGCACCUGAGUAAGCAACUAGGUGAUGAAGCAAAGGUUCUUGUCGCUCCCAAAGACCAGCGAUCGUUCCUCAUCAAACUCGUUAAAAAUGGAUUACACUAUCAAGAAAUCAUUCCAAAUGUGGAGAGUACUAUUGCUCCCUACAGCGAACCGCUGCAACGUGGCAUUCACAAGGACGGCAAUAUUUUGAACAGUUAUCUUCGACACGAUGAAAUCAAUGCUUAUUUGCAAGCCCUAGCACUGAAACACUCUUCUCUGGUUAAGGUCCAAGAAGCGGGAACAUCACAUGAAGGUCGUUCAAUCAAGACAAUCACGAUCAACGACAAACCUGGCAAUGCGGUAGUUUUCCUGGACGCCGGAAUCCAUGCUCGCGAGUGGAUCGCACCAUCCACUGCGUUGUACGCAAUCCAGCAGCUCGUGGAGAAUGCCAAUGAAAACCAAGACGUUCUUUCGAACCUAACCUGGGUUAUUAUGCCCGUUGUGAAUCCCGAUGGGUACGAGUUUUCACAUGAGUCAGACCGCUUCUGGCGUAAGACACGGAAACCGGUUGGCAGAGCCUGCAAGGGCACUGACGGAAAUCGCAAUUUUGAUUUCCAUUGGGGAGAAGUUGGAGCAUCCAAUCAAGGUUGUGCCGAUACUUAUCGUGGGGAAACGGCAUUUUCCGAGCCGGAAACCCAAGCUGUCCGGGAUGCUGUGCUUAAGCUGAAGGGAAGUUGCAAGUUCUAUCUGUCAUUGCACUCGUACGGAAACUACAUACUCUAUCCGUGGGGGUGGACCAGUGAGCUUCCAGAAACCUGGCAGGAUAUUGAUGAGGUAGCACAAGCUGGAGCAGCCGCCAUCAAACAAGCCACCGGAGCAAGAUACACGGUCGGUAGCUCAACCAAUGUCCUGUACGCUGCAGCAGGUGGAAGUGAUGACUGGGCGUUUGCUGUUGCAGAAGUACCUAUUUCGAUCACCAUGGAGCUGCCCGGUGGAGGAAAUGGUGGAUUUAAUCCUCCUGCCUCUUCGAUUAAGAAAAUUGUUAAGGAAAGCUGGGUGGGCAUCAAAGCAAUGGCUCAGAAGGUAGCCCAGAAGUUCUGAAUAAAUGAAUCGAAACUAGUAUAAA